AGCCAUCUUUUUUCGAAAAACAGGAGCAUACGAUAACGCUUUUAGGCGCUUGGGCAGACGUUUUUUUUUCCCCUCUGCGAAGAAAAUAAUCCACACGGCGGGGACUCGAGCUCUCAUGCACGCUUCCAAUAAACGUCGGCGCUCCUUCCGCGUCGACCCAUUCACCUUCAUCGUGCCAGGAAGCCAUGACGAGGCGUCUGUUGUGCCGCUUUCUUCCUCCUCCCUCUCCGCCUCCGCGCAGCAGAUUGUGCUGCCCAUGACGCUGCGCCGCAUCGCCUACGAAGAGGCAGCCACCUCACUGGAGGACCUUCGUGCGGUGAAUGCGGAGCCGCUAGCCAGCAUGCCCGCGGACGCCCCGCUCGAACCCGGGACAGCGGUGCGACUUCCCGUGGUUCUCGGCAUGCGUGGCAACCCGUAUGGCCUGUCCUUCUCGCUUGGUCAAACAGAGCAGCAGCUGCAGGACUGCGAUGCGCUCUUGGACUCGGUGGCGACGACCUGGGAAGGGGAGUACGGCACCCACAGCCUCACCGCGCUGCCGCCACGCACGGUGUGCUCCCAAACGGAGGCGAUCUUGACGCAGGUGCGCAAGGAGGCUGCACGGCAGCUGCCAGAGAUCGCGGCGAAGCUGCAAAAGCUCGGCAACAAAGACACCCGUCUUCCUUACCUGGUCGAAGUGGCCUCCAUUAAAGAGGCAGAGAAGCAACUCGAAGAGGCGUUUCAGCGCGCCGUUGCUGGCCUGGAAACUUUCAAAUCGGAGAACGAGAAGGUGACGCGUCCUGGGCCGUCGCCGCUGAGCUCGAACUGUCUUGCCCCCGCGUCUCUACAGACCAGGUGUGACUCUGGUGACGAUUUCUGUGUGGAGCACACGCACCGGUGGGAGUUCACGAUGCACGGCAUCCGCUCAAAGGAGCCGCGCGAGACGUGGGCGGUGCUGUCGUGCCAGCCGCUAACAGCGCUCCUCGACGCCGUGGACUGCGCCACCGUGCGCGAUCCCCUGCACACCUCCCGCAACGCGCUCUUCUUCAUCCACGGCGCCUUUUACAUCGACGACCGCCACCGCGACGCGCACGACUUUCAGGAUUUGAGCAAAGUGAUUUGCACGAAUGACCCCCUGCAGGACCCGUUGACAUUCGAAGCGGCGGAGCACCAGGGCUUUGGGCGGUGUCCGGUGAAGAGCGCGGCCACCACCACGUUCAAAGAGCUGGAGGUGAAGAUGGGCGAGUACUGCCUCCUGCGCCACUGCGGUGGCUGCGAUCACUACUUUUAUCUGUCACACGUGCGCAGCCUUCGCGGCUACCCACGGAAGGAGCGCGCUGAGUUCCCGCACCGCGUAGCCAAAGUGCGUGACCAAGCGCGGCGCUGUCUGCUGUGUCGCCUGUUUCCGUCAACGGUGGUCGUCUACGAGGAUCCUCUGUCUCCGGAGAGUCCCGCUUACUACUGUGCCGUGUGCUUUGACGUGCUGCACGCAAAUGACACCCCUGAAGAGGCAGCACAGUACCAGCGACGAGACGCCAAGGAUUUCGGGGAGACGUACUUCAAAGCGGCGUAG
This is a messenger RNA of Leptomonas pyrrhocoris, 1549 nucleotides long. Its product is annotated as putative Small nuclear RNA protein activation protein 50. Gene Ontology annotation, biological process: snRNA transcription by RNA polymerase II; snRNA transcription by RNA polymerase III. Lineage: Eukaryota; Euglenozoa; Kinetoplastea; Trypanosomatida; Trypanosomatidae. Gene Ontology annotation, cellular component: snRNA-activating protein complex. The transcript has a single exon. Gene Ontology annotation, molecular function: RNA polymerase II cis-regulatory region sequence-specific DNA binding; RNA polymerase III type 3 promoter sequence-specific DNA binding; bent DNA binding. Bases 116 to 1549 code for a protein of 477 amino acids. The record is from RefSeq and is a predicted model, not a curated record.